This is a messenger RNA of Drosophila santomea, 630 nucleotides long. RefSeq lists its product as uncharacterized. The record is from RefSeq and is a predicted model, not a curated record. The transcript is spliced from 4 exons. NCBI's taxonomy places the organism in Eukaryota, Metazoa, Arthropoda, Insecta, Diptera, Drosophilidae. The coding region runs from base 83 to 622 and encodes 179 amino acids.
UCGCAGAGGCAACAUCGAAGCUCCCUCCGAAAAAUAUAGUAGAAAAUUCGCCGAAAAUAAACAAUCUUAUAUCUUAUCGGCAAUGCCACUGACAUACCUUCUUUUGCUGCUGCCGUUGCUCCUGUUCGCGUGUCAACUGCUGGCUCAAAUUCCGCAGUGCUUUCACUUCACCUGGAUAGGUGCCUACUCGAAUCACUCGAACAUUCUCACGGAAACCUGUGAGUCCCGAGUGGGUGACUUCAAUGAAAUACCCUGCGCGGAACCGCUGGUUGUGACCCCCGACGAUACAGUGCCGGAUGUGAAGGCGCUGUGGCAAAACAACACAGAGGAUCGCGAGAACUAUCUGUGUCAAAUGUCGCCGGGUCGGUCAUGCGUGAAAUACUCGUACAUAUUCAAAGGCGGAAUACAAAACAUCACGUACAUGUGCGCCAAUGUCAACAGCACCAACGGAUGCUAUCGACAGACCCACCCAACUGGUAUGGUUGUGGAGGCAUGUGUCUGCACCUCCCGUGUGGGCUUGAUACCCUGUAAUGGCUGCUCGAAGUCGCAAAGUACUCUAAUGGGCUGGGCUCUUUGUUUGCUCGGCCUUUAUCAAUGGCUAUAUAAAUAUAGAAUAUUUUGAACUGCAAA